AUGUGUCAGAUGGAGAGAAAGUGGAACGGUUUGAAGGACGCGAUUGCUGCUCUCACGGCGGCCAAGGGAGCUCAGGAAGACAACUUGGCCAACUUGAGGGAAGCUUCUGCGGAAGUCAACAAACUUAUGGACGAGAUAAAAAAGAACCCUCCCGUUCCGACCAUAGGCGUGACCGAUGCAGCAAGGGGAGAUCAUGUCGACGCCCUCCAGAGAGGCUUUGGACUCCGAGCCGACCCAGAAUGGAAAGAUUGGAUGGAACCCAAGCACUCCGAGCAGCUUGAUGGAUAUUAUCGCAAGAUUAUCAAAAGUAUGGGUGGUAUGUUCCAGCCGCAGUCGUUCGAAACGAACGUUGACGACGAACCAUGUUUGCGUGCUAGCCUGAACGCACUUAUCUGGGCAAUAAACUCAACGGUCCAAGAAAUGAAUCCUGAAGGCAGCAGGUCGCUGAGCAUAAAACUUGAGCAAUCCAUGUCAUACUACCCAUACCGACAUGAUGGUGAGAAUUAUCGGCUGCAGGGUCGAGCUGACUACGCCCUUUGGUACGGCCGGCGCAGGGACAUUGAUACCAACCUGAUAAUCUGGGAGGCCAAAGGAAAAGCCGAGACGAAUGGAGAAUGCCAGCUGUUACUCUACAUGGCCAUGGUUCACAAAAAGCGAUGUGAGCUUGGGAAGAAAAAUCGCAUUGUGUACGGAGUCCUCGCUCUUCCAAGGUACUUCGAAUUCAUCCAAAUCGACAAUGACGGUGUAUACUCGAUGCAUUUUAUCAAAUGUUUUGAUGAUAUCUUCAGUGCAUACGUUCCACUCUUGACCUCCAUCUUUAUGGAGGCUGUGGCUCUAUCACCACCCGGAAGUGAAGAAACGGACCCAGUGAACGCGAUGGAAGCUGUCUAA
Messenger RNA from Penicillium waksmanii, 891 nucleotides. RefSeq names its product Restriction endonuclease type I HsdR N-terminal. The transcript is spliced from 4 exons. NCBI's taxonomy places the organism in Eukaryota, Fungi, Ascomycota, Eurotiomycetes, Eurotiales, Aspergillaceae. Bases 1 to 891 code for a protein of 296 amino acids. The record is from RefSeq and is a predicted model, not a curated record.